Molecule: messenger RNA, 822 nt
Organism: Fusarium tjaetaba
Lineage: Eukaryota; Fungi; Ascomycota; Sordariomycetes; Hypocreales; Nectriaceae
Product: benzoate 4-monooxygenase
Exons: 4
Coding region: 1-822 (273 amino acids)
Molecular function (GO): oxidoreductase activity, acting on paired donors, with incorporation or reduction of molecular oxygen; heme binding; monooxygenase activity
Source: RefSeq, a predicted model, not a curated record
AUGGUCAGCGUCCACCCUCUACUGUAUAAGCCAAAGAAACUUACGUGGUCCGAAGUAGCCAAUCGUCUGGAACGACGGUUCACACUCUUGUCCUUUGACAUCACCGGUGAUCUUCUCUUCAGCGAACCAUUCGGGAUGCUCGAGCAUGGCUCUGAUCUGGUCAAGAUCGACAGAAGGCCCGGGUCUUACGUUUCCAUGAUGAACACUCUUGCGCAAAGGAAUGAAGUAAUAGAUGGGCUUCAGAACCUGCUCGGCGUGACUUCCGCCCACGUCAAGGAACGCAUGGUCGCAGCGCAAGACGAUCAUGACGAUUGGCUUUCACUUUUGCUCCGAAUGCGCGAUGAACACGGUGGGUUGCUCAAAUUUGAAGAGAUUGCAUCCGAGUCCUUGACCUUGUUCAUGGCGGCCAUUGAGACUGUCAGCAACACCCUCUUCGCCAUGAUGUACUACCUCGCCACCUCACCCCUUCGCUAUAAAAUCCGGGCUCUUCCAUAUCUUGACGCUGUGCUUAACGAGGCAAUGUGUUUGCACAGUGUUCUCGAGAUCGGUCUUCCACGGGAGGUUCUUCCUGGAUCCAAGGGAGUUCAUUUAGCCGAAUUUUACUUCCCGCCUGGCACGGUUUUGAGCGUCACAAUCUAUGCUAUUCACCGGUCUAAAGAUAUUUGGGGCCAGGAUGCUCAUGAUUUUCGGCCUGAAAGAUGGGAGAAGCUAUCGGACCGCCAGAAAACAGCUUUUAUGCCUUUUGGUCACAGUCCGGCAGCGUGUGUUGGACGUAACCUAGCAGAAGUUGAGAUGAAGAUGAUUGCGGCAACUCUGAUAUAA